Messenger RNA from Funneliformis mosseae, 138 nucleotides. NCBI's taxonomy places the organism in Eukaryota, Fungi, Glomeromycota, Glomeromycetes, Glomerales, Glomeraceae. The record is from the annotation of a GenBank genome assembly.
UUGGAGGUCCUGAAAUGGCACCAUCUCCUUUUACUCAUCAUGAUAUUGAAUCAGAUAGUACAAUCGAAAGUGACUCCAGUUUUGAAGAACAUUUAGAAGAAGAUUAUGAAGAAACUGAUGUCACCAAUUAUGAAAUAG